This is a messenger RNA of Amblyraja radiata (thorny skate), 2312 nucleotides long. It is a transcript of the gene kars1, whose product is annotated as lysyl-tRNA synthetase 1. Bases 130 to 1977 code for a protein of 615 amino acids. The transcript is spliced from 15 exons. Gene Ontology annotation, biological process: diadenosine tetraphosphate biosynthetic process; lysyl-tRNA aminoacylation; basophil activation involved in immune response. Lineage: Eukaryota; Metazoa; Chordata; Chondrichthyes; Rajiformes; Rajidae. Gene Ontology annotation, molecular function: ATP binding; ATP:ADP adenylyltransferase activity; tRNA binding. The record is from RefSeq and is a predicted model, not a curated record. Gene Ontology annotation, cellular component: aminoacyl-tRNA synthetase multienzyme complex; cytoplasm; mitochondrion.
GACUCGCACUGUUGGCGGUUCUUACCAACAUGGCGGAUGCAACAGCGGUGGCGGCGGCGGACGGGGACUCAAAACUCAGCAAGAAGUAUUAAGUGCUUUGUAAAUGAGACAAGACUGUGACAGUUCAUUAUGAUGGCCAGCACCAUGCUUAGGCUUCUUGGGUUGCAGAUGGCCGAAAUCUGCAAGGUCAGGGGUCAAUGGGGGAAGGUGCCAAUGCACCAAUUUGCUUCCUUUACUGCUCUUUUCCAGAAGAGACUACAUGAUGAAAAAAGUGAGCAGAAAAGGCGAAUGAAAGCAGAGAAGAAAGCUGCUGAGAAGGAAAUCAAAACGAAAGAAUUGGCUGAAAGGGAAGCUCCCAAAGAUGAAGAAAAUGACGAAAUCUGCUUUGGUGGAGAUGAAGAGACUCUUGAUCCUAAUCAAUAUUACAAAAUACGGACACUGGCCAUCCAGCAACUGAAGGGCACUGAAGAGGAUCCAUAUCCUCAUAAAUUCCAUGUCGAUCUCUCCUUAACAGAGUUCAUUGAAAAGUAUAAUUAUCUGCAGCCUGGUGACCAUCUCGCUAAUAUUAAUUUGACCUUGGCAGGUCGCAUCCAUGCCAAACGAGCCUCUGGCGCCAAAUUAAUUUUCUACGACCUCCGUGGUGAAGGAGUCAAGCUACAGGUCAUGGCAAAUUCCAAAAAUUACACAUCUGAAGAGCAAUUCAUUAAGGUCAACAAUAAGCUCCGGCGUGGUGAUAUUAUUGGAGUGGAAGGAAACCCAGGAAAGACAAAAAAGGGGGAGCUCAGUAUAAUCCCCAAAGAGAUAAAACUACUAGCUCCCUGCCUACACAUGUUGCCUCACUUGCACUUUGGACUUCGAGAUAAGGAAACUAGAUAUCGUCAGAGGUACCUGGACAUGAUCUUAAAUGAUUAUGUGAGGCUGAAAUUCAUCACCAGGGCCAAAAUUAUCACCUAUCUACGGACAUUUUUAGAUAAUCUUGGAUUUCUUGAGGUUGAGACGCCUAUGAUGAAUAUAAUUCCAGGUGGAGCUGUUGCCAAGCCUUUUAUUACUCAUCAUAAUGAAUUGGACAUGGAUUUGUACAUGCGAAUCGCACCAGAGCUUUAUCAUAAGAUGCUGGUUGUGGGAGGUAUUGACAGAGUGUAUGAAAUUGGCCGCCAAUUUAGGAAUGAAGGCAUUGAUCUCACUCACAAUCCAGAAUUCACCACUUGUGAGUUUUACAUGGCUUAUGCAGAUUAUAAUGACCUGAUGAAAAUCACUGAGAAGCUUCUUUCAGGUAUGGUUAAACACAUAACAGGUGGUUAUAAGAUUACAUACCACCCUGAAGGGCCUGAAGGCCAGAGUUAUGAGGUUGACUUCACACCACCAUUCAAGCGUCUCAGUUUGACAGGAGAUUUGGAGAAAACUCUGGGAGAGAAAUUUCCAAGUCCUGAUCAAUAUGAUACCGAAGAGACUCGUAAAUUCUUUGAUGACCUAUGCGCCCGGAAAGGUGUUGAAUGUUCAUCUCCGAGAUCUACAUCCAGGCUUUUAGAUAAGUUGGUUGGUGAAUUCCUGGAGGUUACUUGCAUUAACCCAACAUUCAUCUGUGACCAUCCGCAGAUCAUGAGUCCUUUGGCCAAGUGGCAUCGAACCUUCAAGGGUUUGACAGAGCGAUUUGAACUUUUUGUUAUGAAAAAGGAGAUUUGCAAUGCGUACACAGAAUUGAAUGACCCUGUUAAACAGAGAGAACUAUUUGAAGAACAGGCUAUGGCUAAAGCUGCUGGUGAUGACGAAGCCAUGUUUAUUGAUGACAACUUCUGUACUGCUUUGGAGUAUGGACUUCCUCCCACAGCUGGAUGGGGUAUGGGCAUAGAUAGACUCACUAUGUUCCUGACGGAUUCUAACAAUAUCAAGGAGGUCUUGUUCUUCCCAGCAAUGAAACCAGAGGACAACAAAAAGGAACGUCCUGAUGCAACUGAAAAUGCACCAUCUACAAACUAGGAACCUUGCAAUUCAACUGAUCAUAAAAAGUGAUUGCAUUACCGCAUUUAAUUUUAGGAAACAUGUUAUUUCUUCUGGCUGUUGAGAAGACUUAAAUCUUCAUUCUUGUUGAUUUUCAACUGUGCUGAUGUUUUUGGUUUGCUAAUAAUCACCCAUUCCUCCAAAUCACUUUGUAUCAAGAUAAAGUAACAAAUUAUUUGUCAGGUUUAACAUCUUUUAUACUUAAGUUUCUACAAAUAUCCAACUCUGUACCUUAUAGACAGCAUUUUCUGGUAUUACAAUGAAUAAGGUGAUAUGAUGAAUCAUUAAUAAACAGAAAGAAGCAAUUAAUUAUU